CAUCUGCAGCCACAGCUGGAGUCUGUGCAGAUGGCAGUCCAACGGCAGAGAGUGGGGAGAGCAGGGAAAAAAAGAGUUUUAUUGUCCAUGUUGAUAAAGACAGGAUGCUGAUCCUUCUUGGCCAGGCAGGGCAGGGAACACACAGGCAGUGCCCUGCUCCUGCUGCCUGGGGGGAGCUCAGGCUGCCCCAGGAAGGCGUCCCUGAGCAGCCAAGGGACUCAGUGGUUAUCACUGUUUGCUUUUCAGCACAAGAUCUGUGGCCCAUCUGGAAAUUUCCAUGAGGCUGCAGUGCUGGGGCACAGCCUCGGAGGUUCCUCGGUUAUCGCUGCCUCUGCCUCAUUUCCGCCCCUGAAAACGCAGUCUUACCUUAAAUAAAGAUAAAAAAUAAAAGAGCCUCGAGGUGCCUUUCCCGCCUGCCUCACACACACCACCAGUCUUGGCCUUUUCUCCCCACGAAUGGUCUCAAAUGUCUGUUUCCUUGCAGGAAGCUGAGUGCAAUCUACAGGUGCCAGCCAAGUCGGCUCUGGAUCUCCUUCAGCCUCCUCGUCCUCCUCCUGGUCACACUUCAGGUUGUGGAGAAGCUGCAGCCUCCUGGGUAGGUCCUGAGCAGGAUUAUAAACCUGCACCUCAUCCCCCAGCCUUCUGCUGCCCACUGAGGUGGGCUCAGAACCACCCUCCUGAAAACCACCCAGCAGGGUCUUCCUUAGCCAGGGAGGAAAAUUCCAGGUGAGAGAGAACCCUCUGAGGGUCCCACAUCUCAACCCUAUGCCCUGGCCAGAGCUGAGCCCACCCUGGGGUCAGACAAAGCUGCUUUGGGCUUUGUCCUGGCUCUCCACAAAACCCUACAGCCCCUGAGCUCAGUCCUCCCAGUCUGGGGUUAUCUGCAAUCGUUCCUCCAGCUUCUCCAGACCACCAGCCCUUUUCUCUCCUUGCCUCCUCUUGCUCUGCCCCUUCCACCAUCCUGUCAUGCUCCAGCAAGACAGAGACACUGCCACAUCACUGCUGCCCUGUCCUUCUCUUCUUCAUGGAAUCAUUAAGGGUGUAAGGGACCUCCAAGAUGAUCAAGCCCAAGCUCUUGCACCCACUCCUAUCCUCCAGGGCAGCAGUGAAGCCCCUACACCCAUCAGCAAUGCCACCCACCCCAAGAAAAGAGGGAGAUAUGUUUUAGGGUGAUUUGGAGGGUUCAGGGGGUCCCUUGGGCUGCAGAGGAGCUUUCUCUGCACUGUCCUCCCAUCUCCAGCAGCUGAGCCUUGUGUCCUCCCCACCACAGGAGCUGCCAGUGUGAGCUGGAGCGUGGCCUGCAGCAGACCAUGGGCCACGGGCUGGGCCCUGCCCUGCACAGCCCCGACCUGCUCUGGGGGGAUGGCUCCCCUCAGGGACAGGGGGAAGCCCAGCCAGCCCCUGCUUCCACUGAGGACGUUCUCAGGAUGCACCUGUACCUCAGACAGGAGAGCCCUCUGGAGAGCAGCCCAGAGCAGCAGCCCGGGGAGAGCAGCCAGAAGGUGAAAGCUCAUCUGUCAGCCAUGGAGCCCCAGCUUCCUGGCCUGGGAAGAGCAGCCAGGGAAAGUCCUUCUCCAAGCCUUCCCGGGAGGGUCGCCGCAGUUUUGGCAGAAGCUGUCACCAGCAAGUUCAUCAUCUUUGCAAACAGGCUGAGCACAGAGGAGUGGAGGGGGAUGCCCCCGCCUGGAAUGGUGCAGGUGGAGGUGCAGGGCCAGACUCAGCCUCGAGCCGUGCGUUCUCCCCACCCUGAGUGGGGCACCUCACUCACACAGCCCGCCCCAAACUCAGCUCAGCCUCUGCAGGCAGAGGAUCCUUACAAAACACACCUGGAGACAGGAUUUUUGCCAAGCUGGACAGAAGCCUUGAAGGUCGAGGAGUUAACAGCUGGAGAAGGUCAGCAGGCCAGAGGGGGCACCCCUCAAGGGAAGACGUGCAAGCCCAAGACUGACAUUGUUUUCCUGAAAGUCCACAAGAGCGCCAGCAGCACCGUCAUGAACAUCCUGUUCCGCUUCGGGGAGACGCACAACCUCACCUUCGCCUUCCCCCAGGGCGGGGGCUUCCAGCUCUACUACCCACACCACUUCCUGGCCAGGUUCGUGCAGGGCUUCUCCCCACACAGCCCCCGGCGCUUCAACAUCCUCUGCCACCACAUGCGGUUCCUGCAGCCGGAGGUGCAGAAGGUGGUGCCCGGCUCUGCCGUGUACUUCUCCAUCCUGAGGAACCCCGUGCAGCUGAUGGAGUCCUCCUUCGUGUACUACAAGGGCGCCUCCGCCUUCUCCCGCGUCCGCAGCCUGGAGCAGUUCCUCAGCCAGCCCGAGCUCUACUACGACCCCUCCAGCGGGGACCGCCACUACGCCAGGAACCUCAUCACCUUCGAUUUCGGCUUCAACCCCGACGGAGACGCGUCCCCCGAGCGAGUGCAGCUCAUGCUGAAGGCCAUCGAGGCGUCCUUCGACUUCGUGCUCAUCUCCGAGUACUUCGACGAGUCCAUGGUGCUGCUGAAGGAGAUGCUGUGCUGGGACCUGGACAGCGUCGUGUCCUUCCCGCUCAACACCAGGGACAGCAGAACCAAGUCCACCCUCCCGGCCUCGGCCGUGGAGAGGCUCAAGGCCUGGAACAGGCUGGACUGGGAGAUCUACACCCAUUUUAACAGGACCUUCUGGGCCAGGAUCCACCGCGACAUCGGCCGGGAGCGCCUGCGGCGGGAGGUGGCGGCGCUGCGGGCGCGGCAGGCGGAGCUGGCGCGGACCUGCCUGCAGGGCUCGGGCAGCGUGGGCCCCAAGGACAUCAAGGACUCCUCCCUGCGGCCGCUGCAGCACGGCGGGGCCAGGAUCCUGGGCUACAACCUCAAGCAGGGCUUGGCCCAGGAGCUGGAGCGGACCUGCCGGCGGCUGGUGACGCCGGAGCUGCAGUACAGCACCUUCCUGUACAAGAAGCAGUUCCCCCCGCAGCCCCCCGAGACCCCCGAGCCCGCUGCCUCCCGGCAGGACCCAGCCCCGCGGCACCGGCUGGAAUCCCCCCGAAACUGAGCCCCCCUGGCCCUCCGGGCAUCCUUCUCCAUCCCCCUUUGCGGGGCUCAGCCUGCCCGGCCAGCCCCGGGCACCUCUGUCCGUGCCAGCUCUGGCGCUGCCGGGGCAGGACGGGCUCAGCGGAGCUCCCGGGGCCUGGACAGGACUU
This is a messenger RNA of Prinia subflava (tawny-flanked prinia), 3177 nucleotides long. Its product is annotated as galactose-3-O-sulfotransferase 2-like. Lineage: Eukaryota; Metazoa; Chordata; Aves; Passeriformes; Cisticolidae. The transcript has 2 exons. Gene Ontology annotation, molecular function: galactosylceramide sulfotransferase activity. Gene Ontology annotation, biological process: glycolipid biosynthetic process. Gene Ontology annotation, cellular component: membrane. The coding region runs from base 1311 to 3029 and encodes 572 amino acids. The record is from RefSeq and is a predicted model, not a curated record.